Molecule: messenger RNA, 1173 nt
Organism: Canariomyces notabilis
Lineage: Eukaryota; Fungi; Ascomycota; Sordariomycetes; Sordariales; Chaetomiaceae
Exons: 1
Coding region: 1-1173 (390 amino acids)
Source: RefSeq, a predicted model, not a curated record
AUGACCACCAGCAUCGCCAACCGCGUACGCAUCUCGGCCAUCGUACAGCAGGCCAACGCGGAAUCGGCCCGGCAGGACGGCGACGGAAACAUGCUGUGGCAGUCAACCUGGAGCAUGGUAGCGUCCAUCAACUCGCGCCUUGCCUCCACCUCGGCCCCGUCGGCCCCCGACCCAGCCCUGCUGGACCACGACAUGCACGACCUGUGGCACACGUACUGGCACGGCGCUAUUAACACGGCCCCCAACAGCUCCAAGCUGGAUCGGCUCGCCCUCGGCAUCGUUCAAGCGCGGGAGCAGGGCGUCUGCAACCUCAAGUUGGUGCAUGCAACCGAGCCAGGCUCCGAGUCCUCCCUGGACGAGAGCCAACACGAACUAGUAACACUCCCGCGAGUCCCGGCUACGACAUCAGACGGCGCCCGCAUCUGGACUGACCUGCCCUUCCUGGCGCAGGACAUGACGACCCACUGGACCAGCGACUGCGCGGCCAUGAGUUCGGCCCAGCGGCUCAGCGGCGCCCAGUUCCUUGCCAUGCUGGCCGCAGCUGGCGCCGCACCCGACGACGCCCUGUGCGGCAUCGCCCUCGUCGUCCUCCGCGAGGCCUUGGAGACGCCCCGUCCGCUGGCUGCCGUGGCGGACCAGCCGGAUCCGGGGCGGCAGAUGCGGGAUCUCGGCGUCGCCGACCUCCUGCCUGCUGCCAACGCGUGGCUGUUCACAGCGGGGAGGAAGCUGGUGCAGCUUUCGGAUGCCGAGCGGGGGGACCAGUUUCCUGACGAGGUGGGGAGGCUGGGGGAGCUGAUCGUUGCCGUAGAUGCUGCUUCUUCAGGAGGAGGAGGAGGAGGACGAGGACUGAUUGGAGCUGGAGAGGUUCCUCCGCGGCAUGGAGGAUUCAGCCUUCAACGGUGGAUGUGGUGGCUGCGCCGCCUCGAGCAGAUCGUCUCCGUCGCAACGGGGGAUGACGGCAUCAGCCAAGGGGAGGAGAGUGGACUGAGUUUCGAGUCGUUGGUGCAGGGCAUGAUGGACAACAUGCUCCUCAUCGCCAAACAGACGAGCGGAUCGAUUGCGGAGGCGCUGCGACGGUCAGCCGGACGUAUCAGCCAUCAGCCUGUCAUGCAGCUUCUUGGGCCUGACCGAGCUGGCGUCCCCGGAACCGUCGGAAUGGGUAGCUGGUCGUGA